CUUAUUAAAUAGAUUUUUUGUUCGACUUAAUAUAACUUUCGAACAAGUGAUUUCGAAAGUUAUACGGGUUGUGCAAUCGGAUCAAAAAUGGAAACGAAGCAGAUUCAAUUAUUUCUGCUUGGAAUAUUUUUGAUUUGUCGACGAGCGAAUGCCAACUCAUGCUACAUUGGAACGGUGUCUUAUGCUUGCGAGCCUGAAACAGUCAGCUUGGCGUCAGGUGUCAAAGUAUCCGCCACGAGUACUUGUGGAAUCAGCGGAGAAAAGAAUUUCUUAGAAGCAGUUACUAGGGGAACAGACGAAUUCAGAAAUGUGGAUUGUAAUCAAUUUGACACUUCGGGUUCACUCAUUUACGAUCCGAAGAACUCAGUUGACGGAACUUCUAGGACCCAUUGGAAAAGUGCCACCAUCUUUGAUAUGAACUCCAAGUCAGCUGACCUGAGAAAAGAUCGUAACGAGAUGGUGGUCAAUUUGACAGUAGAUCUUGGGAUUAUUUCAGAAAUUGAUCGUAUCUCAAUUACCUUCGAGUCCCCUAGACCAUAUAGUAUGGUCAUAUACUCAAAAGUUAGCUUUGACGAUGAAUGGAAUGCUGUAAGGUUUUACAGUGUUGGUUGUAUGGAAGAAUUUCAAAUGGAUCCUUGGUAUGGAGGAGUAUCAUCGGGACAGAAAUGUGAUCAAUCUCAGUCCGGAUUCUCACCUCAAUCAGGAGGCACAGUUGAUUUUUCUAGAGGACAGACUAAAAUAGAAGCAAGAUACAUAAGGCUAGCCAUGCUGAGAAUCCACACGCCUAGAUCUACAUCUGAUCUUCUGAGAGAUAAUCCAAUGUAUCUGAAGAGCUUCUAUUACGCAAUCAGUGACAUAACAGUACGAGGUAGAUGUAUGUGCAAUGGUCAUGCUAACGAAUGUGACUUAACGGAUCCAAAGAAUAAAGUAUGUGUAUGUCAACAUAAUACAGAUGGAGCGAAUUGUCAAGACUGUCUGAGGUUCCAUCACAAUAAACCUUGGAAGUCCCUUAAACUGGGUGAAACUCGCUUUGAAUGUGAAAGAUGCGACUGUAAUGGUCGCAGCAGUGACUGCGUUUUCAAAAAUGACGUUUAUCAAAGGAAUGGGUUCAGAAAUGGUGGGGUCUGUUUGAAGUGCCAAAAUAGCACAGCCGGGCAAAAUUGUGAGAAAUGUUUACCAGAGCAUUUUUCAACCCGAGAUGGUAAAUGCAACCCUUGUAAUUGCAACAAAGAAGGAUCCAGUGAUAUGCAAUGUGAUUCGAAAGGAAUGUGUAAUUGUAAACCAGGAAUUACCGGUCCAUUAUGCGACCAAUGCCUUCCAGGGUUCUACGGGUUUGGUUCAACUGAAGGAUGCACCAAAUGCGAGUGCGACCUAAAAGGAACUAGAGCAUCAAGAAUGACUUGUAAUCCGAUAGACGGUUCUUGUCCAUGCAAAGCUAACGUGGAAGGAAAAUCGUGCGAAAACUGUAAAUAUGGAUACUUUGAUUUGAGUGCCGAAAAUGACGAAGGAUGUCGUGCAUGCUUUUGUUAUGACCACUCAAAGAAUUGCUCGGAGGCAAACAAAAUAUUGAAUGUCGACAACAUUCAAUCAGAUCUUUCCAAAAUUGACCAGCAAUACGGUUUAAAUAUUGGCGGAUGGCGUGCCAUGACUCUACUUGGAUCCCAAUGUCGAAUGGUCCUCAGAGGAACUUCAUCGUCGUCAUCAUCUAUGACCACAGAAAAAAGCCUCAGUAUCGACUCUUCCUUUUCCAACGCAGCAUCAGAUUGUGCUCUGAAGUCGACGCCGGAGACUUUUGUGUACUUUGAGGUGCCCAAGCAGUUUGUGGGCAAUCGGAUCUCAAGUUAUGGACUUAAGCUGUCGUUCGAGCUGAAGCCGAUCGGAUCCUUCUCGGAGGUGAUGACUUCGUACCGAGAUGUGAUUGUAGAAGGGUUUGUUGGGAAAAAGGUUGUUCGCGUGAUGGCGGGACUCUACUGGCAGCGAAACACGCCACUGAGGGCCAGACAGUGGAACAAAUUCGAAUUCACCUUGACGGAGACUGAAGCUUGGCAGCCUGCCCUGUCACCCGUUGAUUUUCAGUCGAUGCUCCUCAAUGUCAACAGCAUACUCAUCAGAGGCGCAUACGGAGACAUCUCGUGUGACCUGAAGAACGUAGCUUUGGAGUAUGCGACUGAGGAGUACUCCUUCACCAGUGCACAGAAGGUGGCCUCAGAGAUAUGCCAAUGCCCGGAAGCCUACUCCGGUACACAUUGUCAGGACUGUGCGCCAGGGUACAGGAGGUUGAAUGUGGAGUUGGGUCAGUUGAGUGAGUGUGUGAAGUGCAACUGCAACAGUCACGCUUCCGACUGUGACCCACUCACAGGUGACUGCAAUUGUGAGCACAACACCAUCGGUGCACAAUGUGACCAAUGCAAGCCUGGUUUCUUUGGAUUGCCUUCUAAAGACCCUUCUGAAUUCGCUUGUGAGCCCUGUCCCUGCAGCAUUGUCUCUGAUCCCACAACUGGACUGUUGAGGAAUGGAAAGUGUGAACAGAAAAGAGAAGAUGUAGUGUGCGUGGAGUGUCCCCAGGGCUACACUGGGCCCAAAUGUGAUGUGUGCAAGCGGGGCUUUUAUCAGCGAAGUGGCAAGUGCAUCAAGUGCGACUGCAACGGAAAUGUAGACGAGUCUUCAGUGCAGAGCUACUGUGACCAACUGAAAGGCAAGUGCAACCAAUGCACCAACAACACAAUGGGGGACCACUGUGAGAAGUGUGUGUCUGACCAUUAUGGAAGUGCGUCAGACAAUCCCUCCUCCUGUACCCCCUGCAACUGUCUACCUCAGGGAUCCUCCAGGGACUAUUCUGAGGUAGGAGUGGCUGGACGACAGAGCUGCAGUCCGUACACAGGGGCAUGUGUUUGCAGACCGUAUGUAGUGGGCAGGCGAUGUGACACUUGUGUAGAGGGAUACUACGGAGUACUCAGUGGCCAAGGCUGUUCUCCAUGUGACUGUGACCCUCAUGGCUCCAAGUCCCCUUCUUGUGACGUCAUAUCAGGCCAGUGCACCUGUCUGCCUAAUGUUGUGGGCAGAAAGUGUGAUCAAUGCGCAUCUGGCACAUUCGGACUCCAAUCAAUUUCGAACACUACUACUGCAGCGCCUCCAGAGGCUUCAGAGGUGGUUCCUGGGUUUUCUGGCUGUGAGAAGUGCGAAUGCGACCCGAAAGGAAUCGAAUACUCUGUAAUGUCCAAAGAUAGUGGCCGAGAAAUGACAGUUGCCUGUGACGAGAUGGGAAACUGUGGAGCAUGUAGAGAUAAUGUGACUGGACAGAAGUGUGACAGAUGCGUGGAAAAUCAUUAUAAAGAGACGUUCGCAGAUUUCGAGACUGACUUUUAUGCGUGCAAACGCUGUGACGAGUGCUACGAUUUCGUCCAAAAAUCGGCUAACGAAAUCCGGCGUCUGGCUGACCAAUUAGCCAAGACUAUCUCUCAAAUCCAAUCUACUCCUGUCAAUUUCUCAGGCGAGAACUUUGAGCAGAAACUUUACGAGAUCAGCCAAUUAGCCGUUGAGACGUUAGACAAGGCUAAUUUGAUAAGUAAGUCGACUAAGAUAAGAAUUUGACGGAUUACGUGGACCAAUCGGACUUGGUGUGUGAUGAUAUUCUGUAUAAGCUGGAGCUGAUACGGUCUAUUCUGGAAGAGAUGGAGGCCUCGAAUGAGUCGAAUGCGAAUGCAAUGGAUAAAUUGAAGAGUCAUAUUCAGGAAACUGAGGUGAAGUUAACCGAACCUACUUUUUAGAGAAUAAGUAGCUCAAGUGGUUAUCGUGUUAGAAUCAGUGAGCUUCAUUUUGGAAAUCUUGUUUAUUUAAAAAUUUGCAACUAUCUAAACACAAACAGAGGGGUAGCGUUUGUUUGGAAUAACCUUAAAAUGAUUACACUUGCGAUCAGCUUAGUCUGUUAUUACGAACCUUCUUUUUUAGCCUAACUCGCAAAUAAAAGGUGUUCAUUAAAAGUGUUCACUGUAGCAUUGGAAAUUGCAUAGCAUCUGUUCUGUACUUCAUUG
Messenger RNA from Symsagittifera roscoffensis, 4031 nucleotides. Its product is annotated as laminin subunit gamma-1-like. Lineage: Eukaryota; Metazoa; Xenacoelomorpha; Acoela; Convolutidae. Gene Ontology annotation, biological process: animal organ morphogenesis; tissue development. The coding region runs from base 88 to 3591 and encodes 1167 amino acids. The record is from RefSeq and is a predicted model, not a curated record. The transcript is spliced from 17 exons.